AUGGGCAACCCCACCCCCGCACCUGCCUGUACACUCCACCGCGGCUACGGUGGUGUUGCUGCGCUGCUGCAGCAGCUGCAAGGCAGCAGCAGAUGCGUGCAGGCCGAAGCUCUCGUCGCUCUAGACUCCUUCUUUAAGGAGGCGGAGCAGUGUGUUGCAGCAUACAAAGCCGGCAUCGUGCCGCUGCUGAUUCAAUUUGCUGCUGGUAGGGCGCAGCCCCUGAGGCGGCUAGCUGUGAAGGCCCUGGCGAGGUUCGCUGCACAUGACGGGCCGCGUCGUUUGCUGCUGCUGCCUCCUGCGGAGCAGCAGCACCAGCAGCUGCUGCUGCUGCUGCAGCAGCAGCAGACUGUUCGUUUGUAUUUGAAUCAGCCUGGCCUAUCGAAGGAACGGCAGCAGAAGCUGCAGCAGCAGCAGCAGCUGCUGCAGCAGAAGCAGCAGCAGCUGCUGCUGCAGCCGCAGCAGGAGCUGCUGCUGCCGCUGCUGCCGCUGCUCGAAGACAAAGACACCGACACCCGCAUGGCCUUCAUUCAGCUCGCCCUGCAUAUUGCUGCAAGGAGAGAAGGCGCUGAGUUUCUUAUUGUGAAGGGGCUGCUGCAGUCUGUGCUGCAGCGGCUGCUGCCGCCUGAGGCCGUCAGCCAGACGUAUGUGUCUCUGCUUAUAGAGGAGCUGCAGCAGAAGUGGGAGGAGCAGCAGCAGAAGCAGCAGCAGCAGCAUCCGCAGCAGCAGCUGCUGCUGCAGCUUGCGCAGGCGCAAGCCAAUAAGGAGGCUACACAGCAGCAGCAGCAGCAACUGAUAGACGGACAACAAACGCAGAAGCAGCAACUGCAGCAGCAGCAACCGCAGCAGCAGCAGCAGCAGCAGCAGCAGCAGCAGCAGCAGCAGCACAGCAGCAGCAGCAACUGA
Eimeria mitis is the source of this 903-nucleotide messenger RNA. RefSeq lists its product as uncharacterized. The transcript is spliced from 5 exons. Lineage: Eukaryota; Apicomplexa; Conoidasida; Eucoccidiorida; Eimeriidae. The record is from RefSeq and is a predicted model, not a curated record. Bases 1 to 903 code for a protein of 300 amino acids.